This is a messenger RNA of Gigantopelta aegis, 903 nucleotides long. Its product is annotated as GTPase IMAP family member 7-like. The transcript is spliced from 2 exons. Gene Ontology annotation, molecular function: GTP binding. The record is from RefSeq and is a predicted model, not a curated record. Bases 1 to 903 code for a protein of 300 amino acids. Lineage: Eukaryota; Metazoa; Mollusca; Gastropoda; Neomphalida; Peltospiridae.
AUGGAAAAUGACGAACCGCACAUGCGUGGUACGAGUUUGGGACGUCGAUGUGACGCAUUUCUGAAGAGAGAAUUACGCAUUGUUUUGCUUGACAUCACUGGUGCUGGGAAAAGUGCAUCUCGGAAUGCUAUUCUCGGAAACAAAAGCUUUGUAUCAAAGGUCUGUGCCUUGUCGAUCACAUCACAAUGCUUGGAUAAGAAGGCUACGCGUUUUGGCCAUGAUAUCGUGAUCAUCGAUACACCUGGUUUCUGUGAUACUCACCGUCCAGAGAAGGAAAUAACCGAGGAGAUUGUCAAGUGCAUUGGACUGUCAUCACCAGGUCCCCACGCCUUCGUCGUGGUUCUUAAAGUUGGAAGAUUUACCAAAGAAGAGCAAGCUACAAUUGCUAAAGUUAAAGAAGUAACUGUGACAAAAUAUCUGUUCGUGCUCUUUAUUCGACUUGAGGAUCAGGAAGCACACAAUAUGACCUUAGAGACAUUUCUGGACGAGACUGAUGGUGAACUCAAAGAACUAAUCAAUGAAUGUGGCGACAGAUGUACAGCAAUAAACAACAAUGAAAAGGAUGCUAAAGUGAAAGAAGGCAAUGUUAAGAAGCUGAUAGAUAUGAUAGUGUCCAAUAUAGAAAAAAAAGAUGGACAUUACUAUACACCAGCUGUGAUGGAAGCAGCAGAGCAACUUGUCCUUAAACGUCAAGAAGAACUACCAAGAAAGAACGAGGAAGAAAUUUGCCAGGAAAUACACAAAAUAAAGAGGGAGGCAGACGAAAAGCUUGCACAGCUUGAAAAAGAGUUGCAAAAGAAACAAGAAACAUUGAAGGCACAGGAGCUUGAAAAACAACGAGAACUUCAUGAGGAAGAGCUUAAAAGAAUCGAAGCUAAACGGACGAAGAAGAGAAGAGGUUAA